AUGUCCGAAAUAGUGUACAACGUGGAUCCCUCGUGGAUCUACCGCCCACGCCACCUGGUCCCACUGGUUCUCUACGUGUCGCUCCUCGUUUGCGUCUCGAAAAAGGUGUCCGAUUACUUUUGCGGCGGACUUCUGGACGGCAUUUAUUCGCGUCGAUGCGCCUACAAACCGAUUCUCGACGCGAAACUCUUUUUCGUGCUCACCUUCGCCGUCAACUACAUCGCCACCCUCUGGUCGUGGUCUCUGGCUUUCCCCUUUUAUGAAUCUGUGAGUUGGAACACAGAAACUAGUUGCAAAGUGUCCAGUUGCAGAGUGUCCAUGCCCUGCAAUCAGUGGACACUUUGAAACUUUAACUAGUCCUCAUCAGAGAUGUUGGGAAUUCCGUGUUCCGUGUUCCGUGUUCCGUGUUCCGCGUUUUUUUGCAAUAUUUUUUCCGUGUUCCGUGUUCCGUAAAAAAAAAAUUUCCGUGUUCCGUGUUCCGUGUUCCGUAGAAAUAAGUUUUUUCCGUUUUCCGUGUUCCGUGUUCCGUAUAAACUAUGUUUUCCGCGGAAAAAUUCGAUCACAAAUUUUAUUUUUUUCACUAUUAUUUUGAUUAGGACAGUUGACGUUUUGUGGUCAAAAUUUGAAAAUUUUCGGAUUUGGACCAUAUUCGUGAAAAGUGGAUUCCAUUUUCAGUCGUUUUUUACUGUAGUUGUUUACUGUUGUGUUGUUGGUUUUGUUAUUUUUAUGAAAUUUUCAGUAAAACUUUCACAUGAGUCAAACAGCUGCCUUGUCAGUCAGAUAAUCGAAUUAAACAAAACAUUAUUUUUUUUAAAAUCACUGGAAUUCUCUUGAAAACGCUUUUUUCCGUGUUCCGUAAAAAAAAAUUUCCGUUUUCCGUGUUCCGUAGAGUAAAAUUUUUAUUCCCAACAUCUCUGGUCCUCAUGAAACAACUUUGCAAAUGGACAUUUUGCUACCAAACUCAUGAAUAUACAAUAGUCCUAGUUGCCAACACUUUCAGGUGAUCCCAAUGAAAUCCUCGAUCGACAUGAUCGCCGUGCACCUGGUCCCCGCGCUCACCUUCAUCUCCUCGCACCACUGGCGCCAUCUCGAACCGUGCGAGUUCCGUCACGAGCCGCCGGGAACCGCCGUCUGGCACAAACGCGUCUUCUUCUUCGCAAUGUGCUACCUGUCGGCGCUGAAACUCGACAUUUUCGGCACGCGAAUCGCCGCGUGGCCCAACCUCGUUCCCUCAGUGUUCACCUUCCUCAACUGCUGGAUCGCCUUCUACCGCUACGGUCGAUUCGGCGCCGCCACAAAGUUCCGUGUGCUGGACCCGGAGACCGGCGAUCUCAUGGCGUUUGUGUGUGUGACUCGCGACGGGGACCAUCGCUUCCGAGCCGUUCGAGCGUUGAGAGUGCCGCCGCCCGUCCGCGUGCACAUUUCCGCAAACUUUCUGAGUUUGUGUCCGCAACCGUCGGCACCGCACUCACAAUAUUCGUUCGAUAUUCUCGUGUGA
Molecule: messenger RNA, 1498 nt
Organism: Caenorhabditis sp. 36 PRJEB53466
Lineage: Eukaryota; Metazoa; Nematoda; Chromadorea; Rhabditida; Rhabditidae
Source: the annotation of a GenBank genome assembly